GUCAUUCUGCAAAAGCUGCCCAGAACAGGCUUUCCUCUGAAAAGCGGUACUGUUCCUUUUUAGAAAGACUGAAUCUAAAUGUUGUCUCUGGAGACAAGAAACCUUCUGUAUGUUAAAUUACUUUCAUUAUGUAUUUUCAGACGCUUAUUGAUUCCACAGUAGGAAGAGUGAGAGACUGCAGCAGCCUCUAAGCAGCACUACCCGUUCCAUACAUUAGCAGUACUGCUGAAACAAUGGCACAGAACAGACACAUAUUUUCAUUAAGGUCUUUUCGAAGAAAUGUUUAUGACCCUCUUCCCAAGUCCUCUACUGACAAGUGAACAAAAUGAAUCAAUCAAAACUGGAAAUGCUUCAACUACAUCAAGAAUUUAUCAAAUCUUUAGCGGAGGGCCCACAGCAGCUAAUUCAGUACUUCCAACUGAAAAUAUGAAGAAUGCAUUUGACUGAGCAUCUAUCUCCCUAGCUGUCUGAACCAUAAACUGCAGGAUAUUCUUGUAACAUCUGAUUUUAAGAUACUAAGGAGUUAAAACCAGAGAGUAUAGGUCUAUAUUACUGCUGGGAUAUAACACAUCGACAGUAAUCAUCGACAGAAGAUGCUAUAUAAAACAGCCACACAAAGAAAAACAAUAUAAUUGUAAAAUCCUGAAGACAAAAUGGUGAGCACUUUAAAGAGGUGUUUAUACUUUAACAUACCAGAAUUGUGGAGCUACUGAUUCUUAAAGAAACAAUGAAACAUGGAUUGCCAAAAUAAGAAUGCCAUAUAUUACCAGCAAGCUAAAUGAAGCUUUAGCAAGUACUUUCUGCACUAAAUAUUCAGAUAUUUGUAUUAAUUGAUAUUACUAAAGGACUUUUCCAUUGGAGUUUUACUACCAGUAAUUAUAUAUCCUCUUCUAAUGAAAAGAAACCAGAUUAAAUAGCAGAUGUUUUUUAUCAAAAGAACAUGGACUGGAUUUAUAAUAUAAAGCAAGUUAUGUGACUCAGAAAUCAUUUCAAAAUAAUCAAGACUGCUAUAGAAAUAGUGUGUAACAAAAGGAUGCUACCUUAAAUACAUUUUAGAAGCUAGAAACCUUAUUUUUCAUUCUUUGUUAUCACAUGUUCUGGAAAAUAAAGAGACGCUAUCAUAUAUUCCCGCAAAGGGAAACAUAAUUCCUAUAAUUUGAAGAAGUUUCUCUUGGUCGUGACUUUCUGAGACAAAACAAACCAAAAUAUUUUGUACUGGUCUUUAGAAAUUCAUCAGCCAACUAAAUCUCACAAUUCAUGCAGUUCAAGUAUUGGAGAGAAAAUGAAAGAAUUCCUACAAGACAUGAAAUAAAACACAGCUACUUCACUGUUGUCAGGGAAAAAAAACAACUGCUCCAAAAGAAUGUGUUUUUCUCCCAUUCUGGAAAUCAACAUGCAGUCUGAAUCUAACAUUACAGUUCGAGAUGACAUUGAUGACAUCAACACCAAUAUGUACCAACCACUAUCAUAUCCAUUAAGCUUUCAAGCAUCUCUCACUGGAUUUCUUAUGUUAGAAAUCAUGUUGGGACUUGGCAGCAACCUCACCGUACUGGUUCUUUACUGCAUGAAAUCCAACUUAAUCAACUCUGUCAGUAACAUUAUUACAAUGAAUCUUCAUGUACUUGAUGUAAUAAUUUGUGUGGGAUGUAUUCCUCUAACUAUAGUUAUCCUUCUGCUUUCACUGGAAAGUAACACUGCUCUCAUCUGCUGUUUCCACGAGGCCUGUGUAUCUUUUGCAAGUGUCUCAACAGCGAUCAACGUUUUUGCUAUCACUUUGGACAGAUAUGACAUCUCUGUAAAACCUGCAAACCGAAUUCUGACAAUGGGCAGAGCUAUAAUGUUAAUGAUAUCCAUUUGGAUUUUUUCAUUUUUCUCCUUCCUGAUUCCCUUUAUUGAGGUAAGUUUUUUCAAUCUUCAAAGUGGAAAUACAUGGGAAAACAAGACACUUUUGUGUGUCAGUACAAAUGAAUACUACACUGAACUGGGAAUGUAUUACCAUCUGCUUGUACAGAUUCCAAUAUUCUUUUUCACUGUCAUAGUAAUGUUAAUCACAUACACCAAAAUACUUCAGGCUCUUAAUAUUCGAAUAGGCACCAGAUUUUCAACAGGACAGAAGAAGAAAGCGAGGAAAAAAAAGACUAUUUCUCUAACCACACAACAUGAGACUACAGACAUGUCAAAAAGCAGUGGUGGGAGAAAUGUCGUCUUUGGUGUAAGAACUUCGGUUUCUGUAAUAAUUGCCCUCCGGCGAGCUGUGAAACGACACCGUGAACGACGAGAAAGGCAAAAAAGAGUCUUCAGAAUGUCUUUAUUGAUUAUUUCUACAUUUCUUCUCUGCUGGACACCAAUUUCUGUUUUAAAUACCACCAUUUUAUGUCUAGGCCCAAGUGACCUUUUAGUAAAACUAAGGUUGUGUUUUCUAGUCAUGGCUUAUGGAACAACUAUAUUUCACCCUCUAUUAUAUGCAUUCACUAGACAAAAAUUUCAAAAAGUCUUGAAAAGUAAAAUGAAAAAGCGAGUUGUUUCCAUAGUAGAAGCUGAUCCCAUGCCUAACAAUGCUGUAAUUCACAACUCUUGGAUAGACCCUAAAAGAAACAAAAAAAUUACCUUUGAAGAUAGUGAAAUAAGAGAAAAAUGUUUUGUACCUCAGGUUGUCACCGACUAGGGUAAAGUAUUGUUUCGCCAAAUUCACAUUCAGAAACUUUAAACUUAAAUUGUAGAAAAUGAAACUACUGCCAAAUAUAAGAAAAAAACAUACUAAGUAUUACUUAUGUUGUAAAUUUUCAAUGUAAAUGUCAAGAUUAGACUAGGUCAUAUAUAUUCAAUUUCUUCAUAACUUAAUGUAUUUGUUGCAUGGCAGUUUGUUAAAGUAAUAUAUGUAUAUUUUGUCAAUAUUAUGUCCAUCAGAAAAUAUUCAUGUAAGUUAUAUUUUCUAAAUAAUAAAUACAUAGCCUUAAGACAGUCUAUAACUUAAAAAUGUAACUGA
Molossus molossus (Pallas's mastiff bat) is the source of this 2986-nucleotide messenger RNA. It is a transcript of the gene GPR22, whose product is annotated as G protein-coupled receptor 22. The record is from RefSeq and is a predicted model, not a curated record. Gene Ontology annotation, molecular function: G protein-coupled receptor activity; peptide binding. Gene Ontology annotation, cellular component: membrane. The transcript is spliced from 3 exons. NCBI's taxonomy places the organism in Eukaryota, Metazoa, Chordata, Mammalia, Chiroptera, Molossidae. Gene Ontology annotation, biological process: G protein-coupled receptor signaling pathway. The coding region runs from base 1364 to 2665 and encodes 433 amino acids.